Paramecium sonneborni is the source of this 1026-nucleotide messenger RNA. The record is from the annotation of a GenBank genome assembly. NCBI's taxonomy places the organism in Eukaryota, Ciliophora, Oligohymenophorea, Peniculida, Parameciidae.
AUGUGGCAAAAUGCAAAUUCUGUGCUGUCAAAUAUAACAAAUAGUUAUGAAAAUACGAGAGGUUAUGAUUGUUUAUAGAAGAAGAAGGCAGUAGAUGAGUAAAUAGAUGAAGAGACGCGAAAUAAUUAUAGUGAAGAGGAAGACAUGAAUAUAGAGUAGACAAAAGAAUUUGAUCCAAGUUAAUGGAGUUUAAGUAGAUUUGAAAUGGGUCGUUAUUUAGGUAAUGGUAAAUUUGGACAUGUAUAUUUAGCGAGGUAUAAAAUAAAAUUUAUAUCCAAUUAGGGAGCGUGAAAACAAAUUUAUAUUAGCACUUAAAGUAAUAAGUAAGAGAUAACUAAAUUUAUGUUAAUUGAUGAGUUCAUUAACUAGAGAAGUAGAAAUUCUUAGCCAUUUAAAACAUCCAAAUAUUAUUGGGUUUUAUGGUUUUUUUUAGACAGAAAAAAGAGUAUAUUUAAUGUUAGAAUGGGCUCCAUUAGGUGAUCUUUAUGGUUUAAUGAAGAAAUAACCAAAUAGAAGAUUUAAUGAAGAUAUGGCAUCAAAUAUUAUUAAGUAAAUAACUAUGGCUAUUGGAUACAUGCAUUCAAUGAAUGUUAUACAUAGAGAUUUAAAACCAGAAAAUAUUCUAUGUUUUAAUAAUGAUAUCUUUAAAAUAUCUGAUUUUGGAUGGAGUGUUCAUACACCAUCUAAUAAAAGAAAGACUUUAUGUGGAACAUUAGAUUAUUUAUGUCCUGAAAUGAUUAAUUAUUAAUCUCAUGAUAAUAGAGUAGAUGUAUGGACUAUUGGUGUUUUAGCUUAUGAAUUAGUAGUAGGUAUUAUUAUAUCAUUUUAUAUUAUUAAUUAGGCAGACCACCAUUUGAAUCUUAUAAUGAAUAAGAUACUAAAAAGAAAAUUAUUAAUUUAAUAUUUUAAUUUCCUAAUUGGUCUAGUAAAGAUUUUCAAAAUUUUGUUAAAGGAAUUCUCUAGCAUGAUUGCAAUAAGAGACCUUCAAUAAUUUAAAUAUUAAAUCAUCCUUGGAUUACAAAAUGA